Molecule: messenger RNA, 6637 nt
Organism: Malaya genurostris
Lineage: Eukaryota; Metazoa; Arthropoda; Insecta; Diptera; Culicidae
Exons: 2
Coding region: 830-6637 (1935 amino acids)
Biological process (GO): DNA integration
Molecular function (GO): nucleic acid binding
Source: RefSeq, a predicted model, not a curated record
GCCGUUCAACGUUACAAACCGAUAACACUUCAUCUGGCAACACUCGAUACGUGGAAGACAAUCUGUCAAAUAACAACGGAAAAGGCGAAGAAAAAGUAGGUCGAGAAGAAGUAAAGUUGAUGUUAAAGUGAAAGGUGGUUUCUUUGAAAGUGAGUUGAAUUUAAUUAAUUAUAUUGAUUUCGCAAAGCAUAUAGUGCGUAGGAGACUUAAAAACUUGAAUUCGUAAGUACGGAACUGAAAUGUAGAAAUUACAAUAACAUCUAAAACUUAGCCUAAUAUCACAGAUACUCAUCACAGCGAGAUUGCACUUAACCUAGUAUCACAGAUAAGUCGCAUUUGUUGAAGAAUUAUAUUGCUAUCGAAUACUGUAAAAUAGAACUGAAUUCCAAUCUUUAGGAGGUUGCAAGAUAGGACACCAAUUAAUCUUUGAUCUGCUAUCACCUGAUCCAAAGAGUGUUCUUUCAAGUUCCGAACAUAAAUCAAAGAUUAAUUGUUCAAUUGGAAUACCCUUUAGAGAUGGAAGAUUCAUCCGCUGAUAAUCAUUGCAUGCUCUGCCAAGACCCGAACGGAGCAGAUAAUAUGGUACAAUGUGAUACCUGCUCGUUGUGGACUCAUUUUCGCUGCGCUGGUGUUACCGAUGAAAUUAAAAAUUGUUCAUGGAAUUGUGCUAAAUGCUCAAAUCAAUUGCGCUUGCCAAAGCAAACUAAAAAAUCUAUAAAAAAGGGAGUUUCCAAAAGCGACGGCGGAUCCGUAAGAAGUACAGUGUCAGCAUUGAAUGCGUCACUGCGACAGUUGGAAGAAGAACACUUAAUGAAAGAAAAGGUACAGGAUGAGGAAUACCUGUUACGGGAAAAAGGGUUUGGAAUUGGAGCGUAUGCUUAAAGAAAAGGAGCUGUUACACGAAAAGCAGAUUCAGGAAAAGAAGAGAAAACUGGAUCGAGAGAUCCAAGAUCGUUUAUUGGAACAUGAGCAAGAAAUGUUUGAAAAACGCCUGGCGGAUGAGGCCGCGUUUCAAAAAAGACGACAAAAUUUGCAUGAACAGUUUCAGAUACGCAUGAAAACUGUAAGGAAACUUUCUGCUGGCGAGGGAGCCGUGGGGGGUGUCUCGGAUAAGAAUAACGACAAAGAGCUAUCCAGCAGGAAGAAAGUUCAGCUCUGGUUGAGUGAUCAAAAUGAGUCUCAGGAAAGCGAAGGUAAAGAUGAAAUUAAUGAUACGAAAGGAAAAUUUUCGGAAAAAAAGAUCGGGAAAUUAGUAGGAAGAAAGCAGAGUACGUUAUCGGAAAUCAUUAAAUUAAUAGAGGAAAAUGAUGAAAACACGAGUCAGUCCGACGAAGAGGAUAAGGGCGACGAAAGGUUGAUGGAAGAAAACGAGCAAAACGGGCUGGGGCAGAAAACUAAAUGGCCUCUGGACAUACCAGAGAAUGACGUAUUUAGCAAGGAAGAACUUGAAAGAUUCGCGAAAUUAUUGAAGAUUCAUAAAAGGGCUGGACAGGCAGGCCUUAGUAUUACGAAAGAGCAACUAGCUGCACGCCAAGCUAUAUCCAAACAUUUACCUACAUUUAAAGGAGAACCGGAAGUUUGGCCUAUGUUUAUCAGCAGUCUGGAGUAUACCACCAAGGCCUGUGGUUUUACUAAUUUAGACAACCUGAAACGCCUGCAGGAUAGUUUACAGGGAGAUGCACUAGAGGCAGUGAAAAGUCGGCUUCUUCUACCCGAAUCCGUACCAGACGUCAUUAACGAUCUGCGGGACUUAUUUGGAAAGCCCGAAAAGUUAUUGAAAAGUCUGCUUAUGAAAGUUCGCAAAGCACAGGCACCGAGAGUGGAUCAACUAAAUACAUUUGUUCAUUUUGGAAUAACCGUAAAACAGCUAUGUGACCAUCAUGAGGCGGCGAAGAUGUCCGAUCAUCUCAAUAAUCUCAUGCUGGUGCAGGAAAUAGUAGACAAGCUUCCUCCAAGCUAUAAGCUAGAUUGGGUCCGUUUCAGACGAAAUAAGAAUGGCACACCCCUUCGAAUUUUCACAAAUUUCAUGAACGGUAUAGUCUCUGAUAUCUCUGAGAUAUCGGAAUUAUCGCCAGGCGAAUCGAAUGAAGUAUCCCGUUUUAAUAAAAUGCGCCCGAAGAGAGAAUUCAUGCAUAUGCAUACCUCAAUGACGGUAGGAAAGGACCCGUACUCGUAUAAGAAAACUAGUCUAUUUUGUUGGUUUUGCAAAAAUGCCGAUCACAAAAUACGAUUCUGCGAAGACUUCAAGCGAUUGAAAGUCCCGGAGCGCUGGACGGUAGUAGAACAGUUUAAUUUGUGUACACUUUGUUUGAACAAUCAUGGAAGGAGUAGAUGCAAUUUCAAGCUACGAUGCAAUGUAGGCGCCUGUCAAGGGAAUCAUCAUCCACUGCUCCACCGCUCUAUCGAACCAGUACCGAUGCUGGAAGCUGAAUGUAAUACUCAUACUCGCCUAAACCGUUCGGUAAUAUUCCGCAUGCUGCCGAUUACCAUCCACGGGGAUAGCGUCAAACUAGAUGUCUUGGCGUUUUUGGACGAAGGAUCCUCGGUCACCCUGGUAGAAGAAGAUGUAGCUGAUCAGUUAAAGCUAAAAGGGCAUCUUGAACCCUUGAUUGUUACCUGGACUGGAAAUGUCAAACGCUAUGAGGACCAUUCGAGGAAGGUUGAUUUUACGGUGUCCGCGAGUGGAUCAACUGAAGAAUUCCCGUUGCUAAAUGCGCGCACGGUCAAACAGCUUGUAUUGCCAAAACAGGAGGUGAAAUUCCAGGAAAUCGCUGAAAGGUAUCCUAAUCUACGGGACCUACCAGUUAGCGACCACGCCCUCGAAGAACCAAAGAUAAUGAUUGGAUUAGACAAUUUACACAUAUUCGCACCAACGGAAUCACGAAUUGGUGAAGUGGGCGAACCAAUCGCAGUGAAGUCGAAGCUAGGGUGGACUGUGUAUGGACCAUUGAAACAAACUACGGCUCAGCACAUGUAUGCUAAUAUGCACGAUUCACCAGUGGUUAGCAAUCAGGAGCUCCAUAAUAUUUUGCGAAAUCAAUUCGUGCUGGAUGAAGCUGGAAUCUCGGGCGUAAUGCCGGAAUCAAUCGAAAUCGAACGAGCUAGAACUAUUCUAAAACGUACCACUAAGCGAAUAGGAUAUCGAUUCGAAACUGGCCUGCUUUGGCGUACAGAUCUUCGACGAUUUCCGGACAGCUAUCCGAUGGCUGAAAGACGAAUGAAAGCAUUGGAAAGAAAGUUGGCGAAGGAUCCGGAUCUAUUAUCCCAAGUAGAUCAGCAAAUAAGAGACUACGAAGCUAAGGGUUACACGCACAAAAUAACUGAUAAAGAGCUGUUUGAAACCGAUCCGUCGAAGGUUUGGUACCUCCCGUUAAAUGUAGUACGGAAUCCCCGAAAACCAAAAAAACUACGCCUGGUAUGGGAUGCAGCAGCGACAGUGCAAGGAAUAUCGCUGAAUUCGGAACUAUUGACGGGACCUGAUAUGUCAACGUCUCUUCCCGGAGUGAUUCAACGCUUCCGAGAGCGGCGUUACGGUUUUGGAGGUGAUAUCAAGGAAAUGUAUCAUCAGCUUCGAAUCAAAUCUGAGGACAAACAAGCUCAGCGGUUCCUGUAUCGUUUUGACUCCUCAGGGCCAUCGCAAAUCUACGUGAUGGACGUAGCAACGUUCGGCUCAACGUGCUCACCCUGCUCAGCUCAGUUCGUGAAAAACAAGAACGCCGAAGAUUUUGCAGAACUGUAUCCGGAUGCCGUGACAGCAAUUAUCAAAAAACAUUACGUCGACGAUUAUUUCGAUAGCGUUGAAACUAUCGAUGAAGCGGUUAAGCGAGCACGCGAAGUAAAGUUUAUUCAUUCUCAAGGAGGAUUUGAAAUCCGGAACUGGGUCUCUAAUUCCAAAGACUUUCUACGAGAAAUGGGAGAGCAACACUCAAACCAAUCCAUACACUUUCACCAGAACAAAGACACUGAAAUUGAAAGGGUUCUGGGUAUAGUGUGGGAUCCAGAAAGAGACGUUUUCUGCUUUUCGGCAACGCCGCCAGCGAAGGUGCAGGCUAUGCUCCAGAGCUUGGAACGUCCAUCAAAAAGGGUCGUUCUCAGUUGUGUGAUGGCUAUGUUCGAUCCUCUGGGCCUUCUUGCACCAUUCACGAUCAUGGGAAGAAUGCUCGUGCAGGAUUUGUGGCGAACUGGUUGUGAGUGGGAUGAUCCGAUUGACGAUGAGUCAUUCGAAAAAUGGAUAAAAUGGACGAACAUGUUAACGGCGGUCGCAAAAAUCCAAAUUCCUCGUAGUUACUUCGGUGAUGCUGAAUCAAAUCAAAUGGAAAACCUUCAAUUGCACAUCUUCACUGACGCCAGUGAGACCGCAUACGGUUGUGUGGCAUAUUUCCGUGUCGAAGUUAAUGGAGAGGUGAGAUGUGCGCUAGUAAUGAGCCGCAGCAAGGUGGCACCGCUCAAAAUGCUGACAAUUCCUAGACUCGAGUUGCAAGCGGCAGUCUUAGGGGCCAGGUUGGCGGAAUCCAUUCGACGUAAUCACAGUAUAGAGAUCAAACAGCAGUUCUUGUGGACAGACUCAAGGAACGUUUUAUCGUGGAUCAAGUCCGAUCAGCGUCGAUACCGGCAAUUCGUGGGAUUUCGUAUUGGUGAUAUUCUAAGUCACUCUAGCGCAACAGAUUGGAGAUGGCUUCCGACAAUGGAUAAUGAAGCAGACCGCGUGACAAAAUGGAAGCUUGGGAAGAGUAUACACUCCGACAGUUCUUGGUUUAAGGGAGCAAGAGUGCUAUUCUACCAUCAAAAUGAGUGGCCAAAGCAGCCUGUAAUUCCUGCAAACACCAACGAAGAGUUAAAAGCACACUUGCUUGUUCACGACGUUACUUUAUCCAAAGUGCUGGUAGAUUUUCGUCGCAUUUCAAAGUGGCGGAUUUUAGUUCGGAUGGUUGCGUGCGUGUUUAGGUUUAUUUCUAACUGUCGACGGCGAAUUAGCGGUCAAGCGAUCGAAACACUGAAGGCAACAAAAGCACAAGCAAGGUCAAUUCAAAUGGUGAAUUGGCAGACGGAGCGUGCUCCCUUGAAGCAAGAAGAAUUCCAGAAGGCGGAAUACACUCUAUUUAAAAUAGCACAAUAUGAAGCAUUUGGGAACGAAUUGAAAGUGUUGAUGCACAAUCGUGGCUUACCAACGGCUCAAUGGAUAACUGUAGAAACAUCCAGUCAACUGUAUAAACUAACUCCACUUGUUGAUGAAAAUGGAUUGGUGCGUUUAGAAGGAAGAACAAGACACGCUGAAUAUCUACCGUUUGAUCUUCGGUUUCCAAUUAUUUUACCAAAGGAGCAUCAGUUAACCAUUAUGCUCGUGCAGUACUACCACGAAAAGUUUGGCCAUGGUUAUCGGGAGACUGUGAAAGCUGAAAUAAAGCAAAGAUUCUUUGUGCAUGGUAUUGUAGGAAUUAUUCGGAAGGUAGCUGCGACAUGCACGUGGUGUCGAGUUAACCGUAAUCGCCCACAUACACCGAGAAUGGCACCACUGCCGGUUCAACGGCUGAUCCCAUAUCUACGUCCAUUUAGUUAUGUGGGUCUGGACUAUCUAGAGCCUUUUGAAGUGUCAUCAGGUCGUCGUAGCGAGAAACGCUGGAUCGUCCUUUUUACCUGUCUGGUCGUUCGCGCGAUUCAUUUGGAGAUUGCACACGGUCUUACAACGCAGGCAUGUCUAAUGGCAAUCCGAAGGUUUGUUUGUCGUCGUGGACCACCUCUGGAAUUUAUUUCGGAUAAUGGGACCAACCUCAGAGGUGCGAGUAGAGAGCUUGAAAAUAUAAUCAAGAGUAUUAAUGAAGAUUGUGCCGACGAGUUCACGGGCGCUCGAUUGAAAUGGAGUUUCAAUCCUCCCGCCUCUCCUCAUAUGGGAGGCGUCUGGGAGAGGCUUGUUCGAUCAGUUAAAGAAACUUUGGGUGUUUUAAAUGACGGCAGGAGAUUAACAGAUGAGAUCCUUCAAACAUCGAUCAGUGAGGCAGAAGAUAUGAUCAACUCAAGACCUCUAACGUACGUGUCACAGAUAGACGAAGUAGAAACUUUGACUCCCAACCAUUUUCUUCGCGGAAUGUCGCCAAACGAAUCUCAUCUUACACCUCCGCCUCCCCAUGCGGCAGAAGCACUGCGAAAUGCCUAUCAACGGUCACAGCAAUUGGCUACUCAGCUAUGGGAUCGCUGGAUUAAGGAAUAUCUCCCGACGCUUAAUCAACGAUCAAAGUGGUUUAGAGACACGAAACCAUUACAAGUUGGAGAUCUCGUAUAUAUAGUUGAAGGAGACAAGCGGAAACAAUGGAUACGAGGUUUGGUCGAAGAAUUAAUCGUAUCUAGCGACGGGCGAGUACGUCAAGCAUGGAUUCGGACGAAAACGGGAAUGUAUAAACGAGCUACAGCAAAGUUGGCCGUUCUGGAAGUUAGGGAUAGUAACACUGAUCAAGAUGCACUCAUCGAACCAGGAUUACGGGCUGGGGAAUUGUUACGUACAACUCCGCUGGGCCGUUCAACGUUACAAACCGAUAACACUUCAUCUGGCAACACUCGAUACGUGGAAGACAAUCUGUCAAAUAACAACGGAAAAGGCGAAGAAAAAGUAGGUCGAGAAGAAGUAAAGUUGAUGUUAAAGUGA